Messenger RNA from Abrus precatorius (Indian licorice), 4926 nucleotides. RefSeq names its product clustered mitochondria protein. The record is from RefSeq and is a predicted model, not a curated record. Gene Ontology annotation, molecular function: protein binding. Gene Ontology annotation, biological process: organelle organization. The transcript is spliced from 29 exons. NCBI's taxonomy places the organism in Eukaryota, Viridiplantae, Streptophyta, Magnoliopsida, Fabales, Fabaceae. Bases 187 to 4464 code for a protein of 1425 amino acids. Gene Ontology annotation, cellular component: cytoplasm.
CUCUCUCAUAAGACAGAAGCCGCCUCAGCCACUACUUCCUGCGCUUCUCUUUCUUUCUCAAACCUCAAAGCCUCCUUUUUUCAAAACCUUCUAAAACCCCUUUACCUAUUUAUUUGCUUUUUCUUUUUAUUGUCUAAUCUAUAUUCACCUUCGAUUGCUUCAAGACCUAUUUUGCUGAAGGUGAAAAUGGCUGGAAAAUCGAACAAGGGGAGGAACAGAAAAGGGUCACAUAAUUUAUCUGCUUCUUCGGACCCCUCAGUCCAUUCUGAUGUUCCUGCAAAGGAUAAUGUGGAAGGCACUUUAGCAUCUGGGAAAACUGAUGCAACUGAAGUUGUAGCUGCUAGUGAUUCAAUGAGUGCCAAUCCGGAGGUGAAGGAGAAUGAAACAGCCACUGAAGGGAGCCAACAAAAACAAGGUGAACUGUGUCAGAGAAGUGAUCUUCAACUUUACCCUGUUUCAGUUAAAACACAAACGGGGGAGAAGCUCGAGCUUCAGUUGAACCCUGGAGACUCUGUCAUGGAUAUAAGACAGUUCCUUCUUGAUGCUCCUGAGACAUGUUUUAUUACUUGCUAUGACUUGCUGCUGCACACGAAGGAUGGAUCCACUCAUCACCUGGAAGACUAUAAUGAAAUCUCUGAAGUAGCUGAUAUUACUACUGGUGGCUGUUCCUUGGAAAUGGUGCCUUCUUUUUAUGAUGAUCGAUCUAUAAGGGCUCAUGUUCACCGUACAAGGGAGUUGCUUUCCCUUUCAAACCUCCAUGCUUCACUAUCAACAUCACUUGCCCUACAGAAUGAAAUUGCACAAAAUAAAGCUGCAAAUUCAGGAGAUACCUUGAAACCUGAGGUUCCUGAGCUUGAUGGGCUUGGUUAUAUGGAGGACAUCUCUGGUUCAUUAGGUAAUUUGUUAUCGUCCCCAUUGAAGGAUAUUAAAUGUGUAGAGAGCAUAGUUUUUUCAUCCUUCAAUCCUCCUCCAAGCUAUAGAAGGCUUCUUGGGGAUUUGAUUUAUUUGGAUGUGGUAACUCUUGAGGGCAAUAAAUUUUGUAUUACGGGAAGCACAAAAUUGUUUUACGUCAACUCAAGCUCGGCAAACUGUCUUGAUCCAAGGCCAAGUAAAGCUACUUUUGAAGCAACAACACUUGUUGCUCUCUUACAGAAAAUUAGCCCCAAGUUCAAGAAAGCAUUUCGUGAAAUAUUGGAGGGUAGAGCUGCAGCUCAUCCUUUUGAAAAUGUGCAGUCUUUGUUGCCGCCUAAUUCAUGGCUUGGGUUAUACCCAGUUCCUGACCACAGGCGUGAUGCAGCUAGGGCUGAGAAUGCCUUAACUCUUCUUUAUGGCAAUGAGCCAAUUGGCAUGCAAAGAGACUGGAAUGAGGAGCUGCAGUCUUGUAGAGAAUUUCCUCAUACAACUCCACAGGAGAGGAUUUUGCGGGAUAGGGCACUUUAUAAAGUGACAUCAGACUUUGUUGAUGCAGCCAUUAAUGGUGCUAUUGGAGUGAUCAGUGGCUGUAUUCCUCCAAUAAACCCUACUGAUCCUGAAUGCUUUCACAUGUAUGUGCACAACAAUAUAUUCUUUAGUUUUGCUAUUGAUGCUGACUAUGAGAAGCUGUCAAAGAAACAUGUAGAUGCUAAUUCAAAAACAUGGAGCACCGGAACUUUGCAAAGUUCUUCUAAUAAAGCUCCCAUUCCUCUUCAUGGACAAAGUCAGGUUUCCAAUGGGGGGAAAGAUGAUGGUUCAAGAGAAGAUCUUAAUGGUGAAGAAAUCACUCAAGAUGUUUCUCCUGAAUCUCAGCUGGCUGAGAAUGAGCAAGCCACAUAUGCUUCUGCAAACAAUGAUUUGAAGGGAACAAAGGCUUACCAAGAAGCUGAUGUCCCUGGACUUUAUAAUCUUGCUAUGGCUAUAAUUGACUAUAGGGGUCAUAGAGUGGUAGCUCAGAGUGUUUUGCCAGGCAUUCUUCAAGGGGACAAGUCAGACUCUCUCUUGUAUGGCUCUGUUGACAAUGGAAAGAAAAUUUGCUGGAAUGAAGAUUUUCAUUCUAAGGUGUCAGAGGCUGCCAAACGCCUUCAUUUGAAGGAACAUUUAGUCCUUGAUGGAUCUGGUAAUGUGUUCAAAUUAGCUGCGCCAGUGGAAUGCAAGGGCAUUGUUGGUGGUGAUGACCGGCAUUAUCUUCUUGAUUUAUUGAGGGUGACUCCUCGUGAUGCCAAUUAUACUGGACCUGGUUCUCGAUUUUGUAUCUUGAGACCAGAAUUAAUUACGGCCUUUUGUCAAGCUCAAGCAUCGGAAACUUUGAAAUCUCAGGAGACAAAUUCCCAAGGGGCAGACAACAUUGCCACUGGUUCCCAAAAUGCUGCUGAUGCUGACAAACAGGAUUCAACACAGGAAAAAAAAACUGAGAAUGUCAAAGAACUGGUUUCUGCAGCUGCUGAAGUCUCUGAUCAUAGUGAGGAUAUUGUUUUUAAUCCUAAUGUCUUCACUGAAUUCAAACUUGCUGGGAGUUCAGAGGAAAUAGCAGCUGAUGAAGAUAAUGUUAGAAAAGUUAGUCAAUAUCUUGUUGAUGUUGUACUUCCGAAGUUUAUACAAGAUCUAUGUACACUUGAAGUUUCACCUAUGGAUGGCCAGACAUUAACUGAAGCACUCCAUGCUCAUGGAAUUAAUGUUCGCUAUAUUGGCAAAGUGGCUGGAGGGACUAAACAUCUACCUCAUCUGUGGGAUCUUUGUAAUAAUGAGAUUGUUGUCAGAUCUGCUAAGCAUAUUAUCAAGGAGUUACUGAGAGAGACAGAGGAUCAUGAUCUUGCACCGGCAGUAUCUCAUUUCUUGAACUGUCUAUUUGGAAGUUGUCAAGCUCCUGGUGGAAAAGUAACUGCUAAUAGCACACAGUCCAAAACUCCUAAAAAGGAACAUGCAAGGCAUCAGUCCCCAGGAAAACAUUCCAAAGGGCAAGCACGAUGGAAAGGGAGAGCAUCUUUGCGAAAGAUGCAACCUUCGUAUAUGAGUAUCAGCUCAGAAGCACUUUGGUCAGACAUUCAAGAAUUUGCAAUGGUUAAAUAUAAGUUUGAGUUGCCAGAGGAUGCAAGGUCACGUGUUAAGAAAAUUUCUGUUAUACGUAAUCUCUGUCUGAAGGUUGGUAUAACCAUUGCAGCUCGUAAAUAUGAUCUUAGUUCUGCAACACCAUUCCAAACAUCAGAUGUCUUGGAUCUCCGUCCAGUGGUCAAGCAUUCAGUUCCUGCCUGUUCAGAAGCCAAGGAACUUGUGGAAACUGGAAAACUUCAAUUGGCUGAGGGCAUGCUCAGUGAAGCCUACACUUUAUUUUCUGAGGCAUUCUCAAUUCUACAACAGGUUACUGGUCCCAUGCAUCGAGAGGUUGCUAAUUGCUGUCGGUAUCUUGCCAUGGUUUUGUAUCAUGCUGGAGACAUGGCUGGGGCUAUUAUGCAACAACAUAAGGAGCUAAUUAUAAAUGAACGUUGUCUUGGUCUAGAUCAUCCUGACACUGCUCACAGUUAUGGAAAUAUGGCUCUGUUCUACCAUGGACUUAACCAGACAGAACUUGCUCUUCGUCAUAUGUCCCGUGCUUUGCUAUUAUUAAGUCUUUCAUCAGGGCCAGAUCAUCCUGAUGUUGCAGCAACUUUUAUCAAUGUUGCAAUGAUGUAUCAGGAUAUAGGAAAAAUGAACACAGCUCUUCGUUAUCUGCAAGAAGCAUUAAAGAAGAAUGAAAGGCUUCUUGGGGAGGAACACAUUCAAACUGCUGUUUGUUAUCAUGCUCUUGCAAUUGCAUUUAAUUGUAUGGGUGCUUUCAAGCUCUCUCACCAGCAUGAGAAGAAAACAUAUGAUAUACUUGUCAAACAACUUGGUGAAGAUGAUUCAAGGACAAGGGAUUCACAGAACUGGAUGAACACAUUUAAGAUGCGUGAGCUACAGAUGAAUGCCCAAAAGCAAAAGGGUCAAGCUCUGAAUGCAGCUUCAGCUCAGAAAGCCUUUGAUAUCUUGAAGGCACAUCCUGAUUUGAUACAAGCAUUCCAAGCUGCUGCAGCUGCUGGUGGACCUGGAAGCUCAGGAACAUCUGCAAACAAAUCCCUCAAUGCUGCAAUGAUUGGUGAGGCUCUCCCCAGAGGAAGGGGAAUCGAUGAAAGGGCUGCACGUGCAGCUGCUGAAGUCAGGAAGAAGGCUGCAGCAAGGGGCUUGUUAGUACGUCCCCACGGUGUCCCGGUCCAAGCCUUGCCACCCCUUAGCCAACUUCUGAAUAUUAUAAAUUCAAAUGUGACUCCAGAUGCUGUAGAUAAUGGGAAUGCAGAUGGAGCAAAGGAACCAAAUGGCACUCCUUCAAGUGAUACAAAUGAUGCCAAAAAAGGACAAUCAGAGCCUGCACAAGAACAAUCAGAGCCUGCACAAGAACAGGCUCCAGUGGGAUUAGGCAAGGGGUUGUCAUCAUUGGACUCUAAGAAACAAAAAUCAAAACCAAAGGCUGGGGCUUGAAAUUUUGAACUUGUAAGCUCUGGUAAUUGGCAAUGGUAGAUUUAUUUGAGAUAAAAAAUUCUUUGAGAUGGUUGGAUUUUCCAGGUACUUUACUCAGCUUUUGAAGAGUGUUGUAGCAGUUAGAAGUGAUUUUUGGCACUUUCUCCCUCUUUUCCAGCAGGUUUGGUAAUUGGUAGAUUUAAACAUCCAGAGUGAAUGCAAGUGACUGUAACACAAGUACAUUGUUUUUUUUCAUCUGGCCAAUUACUGAUAAUCUUUCAGUAAAUUAUAUGUUUGGGGAUAUAGGGUAAUAACUAAAAUUUUUACAUGAACCCUUGUAACGAUAACAAGUUUAAUUGCCAGUUGAAUUGAGGCAAAUUCAAUGCAUAAUGUGCUUUAUAGAAAUUUUCGCUGCAACUUCUGUAUGACAUUGUGAUUAAUAAAAUGGUGGCAAUUCUUUAUGCGAAUUGCUUGAUGCUGAAU